Messenger RNA from Penicillium taxi, 243 nucleotides. RefSeq lists its product as uncharacterized. The coding region runs from base 1 to 243 and encodes 80 amino acids. NCBI's taxonomy places the organism in Eukaryota, Fungi, Ascomycota, Eurotiomycetes, Eurotiales, Aspergillaceae. The record is from RefSeq and is a predicted model, not a curated record. The transcript has a single exon.
AUGAGACUGGUAAAAUGGAGAAUAAACCGGUAUUCUUCUGUGCGACGUAAAGUCGCUGAUUUCUCGGAGCUGUCGCAAAAUAUAGGUGGUCUCACAUCGCGGCUCCUAAUAAACGCGUUGUCUGGGGUCAUCCUGGCGAAGGAUGCAGCUCUCUUCAAACCAUUGCGUGAAUUCUUCGCUUAUUGUCGUCUGCACCUGCAUAUCGAGAGUGAGAGUCGUGUUGGAAAUUCUCCCAUCUGCUAA